Messenger RNA from Echinops telfairi (small Madagascar hedgehog), 1368 nucleotides. It is a transcript of the gene LSM4, whose product is annotated as LSM4 homolog, U6 small nuclear RNA and mRNA degradation associated. Lineage: Eukaryota; Metazoa; Chordata; Mammalia; Afrosoricida; Tenrecidae. Gene Ontology annotation, biological process: spliceosomal snRNP assembly; nuclear-transcribed mRNA catabolic process; P-body assembly. The coding region runs from base 1 to 909 and encodes 302 amino acids. The transcript has 7 exons. The record is from RefSeq and is a predicted model, not a curated record. Gene Ontology annotation, cellular component: P-body; U6 snRNP; spliceosomal tri-snRNP complex. Gene Ontology annotation, molecular function: U6 snRNA binding.
AUGGGUGGUCCUGAGGGGGCGGAAGUGGAGGUGGCUGGCAGUCUCCUGGAGGAGGAACAGUUGGUUUGGGGCAGCGGCGACGACAGGCGCUGGGCUCGGCCCGACGUUGCCCAGGAGACCCUGCGCCGGGGUCCCGGACCACAGCCUGAGGUCUCCCGCGCCCCUUCUGCCCCCGCCGCGGCGGACAGCCCCCCACGGGCGCAGGGCGCGGGGUGCGGAGACUGCGCGGAGCUGCAUUUGCCACCCGGGGCACUUCCUGCCCGCAACUCAGCCUUUGUCCCCAGGGGCCUGGGGGUGGGAACAGGCCGACCUUGGGAGGGGCAGGAGGAGGAGCCCAGCACAGCGGGCAGCCCGGGCCGACCAGCUGUGUAUGAGCCCCCGUACUUAAGAGGUUUCCUAGCUCUGAGAGGGGAUGACACAUCCGGACAACUUCACCCUGUGCGAGAGGACAGGUCUCCCCACCCCAUCCCCAACAUUCCAGAAGACCUCCUGCUCCCUUUGUCGCUGCUGAAGACGGCCCAGAAUCACCCCAUGCUGGUGGAGCUAAAGAACGGCGAGACCUACAACGGCCACCUGGUGAGCUGUGACAACUGGAUGAACAUCAACCUGCGGGAGGUCAUCUGCACGUCCCGGGAUGGAGACAAGUUCUGGCGAAUGCCAGAGUGCUAUAUCCGUGGCAGCACCAUCAAGUACCUGCGCAUCCCUGACGAGAUCAUCGACAUGGUCAAGGACGAGGUGGUGGCAAAGGGCCGCGGCCGGGGUGGCCUGCAACAGCAGAAGCAGCAGAAAGGCCGCGGCAUGGGUGGCGCUGGCCGAGGUGUGUUUGGUGGCCGUGGCCGUGGCGGGAUCCCGGGCACAGGCAGGGGCCAACAGGAGAAGAAGCCAGGCCGGCAGGCAGGCAAGCAGUGAGCUUCAUCUGCCACAUCCUGAGACUUGGGGGGGCGCAACCCAUCCUGAGGUGGCAUCUCUGCCCACGUGCAAACCUGACCAGAAGCGGAGGUGGCAGGUGGCUGGAGAAGCCCUGUCGGUGUUUCCUCCCAGACUCUCAUCGGAAAAGCCUUUUUAAGUUUCCAAGCAGCAAUGCGAGUUGCACCCAUCUUACUGUUUUUUGAUUUUGUUGAUGUAGCUGUGGGGGACCCAUCCUCAAGUUCCUGCGUACAGCGUGGCCCCACGUGUGGAGCGGCCCAGGUGGAUCCCUGCACAGCGAUAGGCGGGUGGGUUUCCUUUCCUCUGGGUGCACCAAGGUUGAUAACAUUGAGACCCUUAAACGUGAUCCCAGAGAGCCUUCUCCAAACCCGAAGAGGAGUCAGAGCUGCUACGCCGUGUUCUCAGAAUAAAGCCAGAGGCGCUGGCCUCUCACUCCUUGAA